Molecule: messenger RNA, 255 nt
Organism: Huiozyma naganishii CBS 8797
Lineage: Eukaryota; Fungi; Ascomycota; Saccharomycetes; Saccharomycetales; Saccharomycetaceae
Gene: BOL2
Product: Bol2p
Exons: 1
Coding region: 1-255 (84 amino acids)
Biological process (GO): intracellular iron ion homeostasis
Cellular component (GO): nucleus; cytosol
Molecular function (GO): 2 iron, 2 sulfur cluster binding
Source: RefSeq, a predicted model, not a curated record
AUGUUCACUGAGGCAGACUUGCGCACAAAGAUCGAGCAGACGGUGCCCCGGGUGUACAACGUAAUCGUGACGGACCUGUCGUACGGUUGCGGGCAGUCCUUCGAUGUCGUGGUGGUGAGCGAUGAGUUCGCGCAGAAGAACAAGAUUCAGCGCAGCAGGAUUGUCAAUGCCGCGCUUAAGGAGGAGCUUAAGAGCAUCCACGCGUUCAGUUGUAAGUGCUACACGGAGGAAGAGUGGUCUAAGAUCGUCGUGUAG